UGUCAGCGCGCAGUUCAAAUGGCGGCGGAAGUCUGAUGUGGUGUAAAGGCUGUAGACGAUAUGUAAGACUAUGAAAGGAUACUAAUUUAGCAUAUACAGUCCUGCAGAGAAAUGGCUUCUAAAAGCAAGAAACAAAUAAAAGAUGAAGUGACCAGCAAACUGGACAUUUCGCUGGACAAGCUGUACCUUAUCUGGCAAGAAAUCGGUAUAGAUGAGACACAAGUGGGCAACAGGGCCAGUACAGUGUCCAUGCAUCUGUGUAACCUGAUGAAAGAAAUGGUCAGUGAGGAGGAGCAGCUGCGAGAUCAGAUGGCACUCAACAUCCAGCACUAUGUUGAUGAUUUGUCUCAGCUUUGCCUGGAGCUCUCCUUACCUCUUCCUAAAGUCCUUGAAAAUGUGUCCAUGGUUCAACGUGAAAAAGAGCUGCGGUGCCGUUUAGAAACAUUGAAUCGGGAAAAGCAGGAACGCAUGAGGACAUUAAAAAAGCUGCACGAGGAAGACCAGCGACUGUGUGAGAUGCUGUGCUCUGCUCCUUAUUACAUCCCUUCAGGUGUGGUGCCAUCACGUCACCAGUUGCAGGAGUUGGAGACCCAUGUCAAGAGUCUGGAGGCUGAGAGGGAGAAACGCCACGGGGAGUUUGUCUGUAUCAAGAAAAGGAUAGUUGACCUUUGCAAUGAGAUGGACCAUGACCCAGAGACAUCUUUCGAACGAGACCUCAUAUGUGAAGAUGACGAAAUGUUUCAGCUAUCUACAGACAACAUGCGUUCCCUGGCUACACUGUUGCAGGAGCUUGAAAAGAAGAAUCGAGAGCUACAUCAGACAGUGCAAGACUUGUGGACACGGGUGCGGGCUCUCUGGGAAAGACUGGGCAUCCCUCAGUCAGAGAGAGCUGAGUUUGAGUCCAAACACCCAGGUCAUAAAAACAGUGUGGCUGCUAGCUUACGUGAAGAGAUCCUACGUUGUGAGCAACUCAAGUAUGACAAUCUUCAGCAUUUUGUGGAGGGGAUGCGUCGUGAGCUGGUGGACUGGUGGAAACGUUGUUACUUCAGUAAAGAGCAAAGGGAUACCUUCCUCCCUUACUUAGAAGAGAAUUAUACAGAGGAACUGCUGGAAGUACAUGAGCAAGAACUAGAAAAAAUGAGAUCUUAUUUUGAAAUGCACAAGGAUAUUCUGGAGCUGAUCGCCAAGCGAGAAAGGCUGUGGGAAGAAAUGCUAGAAUUUGAGAAAAAGGCCAGUGACCCUAAUCGUUUCUUCAAUGACAGGGGAGGGAAACUGCUACGAGAAGAAAAAGCUAGGAAGAAGCUGAUGAAGGAACUUCCACGGAUUGAAGAAGAUACAAAAGAAAAAAUUGAUGCUUGGGAAAAGCAGAAUGAGAAGAAGUUUCUCAUUGAGGGUGUUCUUUUUGCGGAAUAUGUGGAAAAGCAGUGGAACAGCUUUCAUGAACAGAAAGAACAGGAAAAACAAGCAAGGCUCAAAAGUAAAGCCAAACAAAUGGAAGAAGAAAUGAUUUUUGGCAGCAAGCCAACCUCUAACACACCUGCAAAGCGGCGAAUUGUCAACACUCCUGGCAGAACACCACUGAAGGCUCGCAAGGCUGAUAGUUCAGUGUCAGUUCAAGUUCAGGUAAAGCUGAAGUUGAAUGAAACCCCUAGAACACCAGCUUCAGUUAGCCGCAUACAGCACAGUUCUGUGUUUCCUUCACCAUAUUCCAGGGUUACCUUAUCAUCCAAGACACCCAACAUGAAUCACACUAUGCGUCGUCGUUCUCUCCGACGGGCGCGCAAAGUUCUUCAAGAGAGCAUACAACGCGGAAAAGUUGGAGCAACCGCCAAGAAUGAUCAGCAUGUGAAUGCUGGUCAAGGUGACCUGUUUUCCCAGACCACGGUAAGCAGUGGAGCAUCUGCCGGCAACAUCUCACUUGCAACCACAGGAUCCUACCAAGAUUUUGCAAAAGGCUUGAGUCAAACUGCAAGACCAAAUUGCCGAAGCAGUGUAGCACCAUCCAUUGGUUGCAGUCCCUUAAAGCGAUGGUGAGAAGAUGGGAAUGGCAGAAAAUGAAGUAACACUAUCUGUCAUCCGAUGAGGAUGAAGCAGGAGUGGUAGGAAAUCAGGACAGCCUGUACAGUAGACAAGACAUGGAUUAUGCAGACCGACAUGGAUCAUAUCAUAAAUAAAAUCACAAAGAUCUGUUGAAAGUGAUCUGCCACAUUGAGUCAACUUUGCGGUUGUCAGGUGAAGACACAAAUCUGACACCAGCCUUAAUUAUCGAUACACACGAAGGUGACAUGGACUCUGUGGCUACAAUAUGCAUUGUGUUUUGAGGCCAUGUUUUGCCGCUAAAGUCCUUUGUGGAUCCCUUUACUGUGUAUUCUUUCAGCAAAUCUUUGUGAAAAAGGGUGUGUGACCCAAAAAAAAGAUGGGUAGAUGUAGAAUGUUAAAUAAUUAUGGGUAAAAGGCCACACCAGAAACAAUCUUCUCAUCAACAAGCAGUACUUUAAUAUGUUUUAAAUUCUUUAAUGUUUUACAAAACAGACAUAAUCUUUCAAUUUUACUUGUGUCAUCUUUUUGUGUAAUUCCACAUCAAAAUGAACCACUGGUAGACCUGUCUCAGUAUUGUUGCAGAUUACAUUUUACGAGAUGCUUCAUGCUGGUGGUCAACAGGAGAGAAUGUAGAAUGAUAGUUCCUUGUCUAAUAGAUCUUGCUUCAUAUUAUCAGCUUAACAAAUGGUUAUUUUGCCCAGUCUAAGUAAAAGUGUUCAUUCCCUGUACAAAGGCUACAUGUUAGAUAAGCCCCUAAAUGCUGUAUAAAAUAUAUUAAAUUGUCAGUGCAGUUAAUUACGGAUCAUGUCAUGCUAUCGCAUCAUUUGAAUAUAUUUAUAUUUCUGCAUUUCUUGCUGUAGACAUUUGUGAUGGCCAUUUAGCCAUUGCUGCUAAGACUUGAUCAACCUAUUUUGGUGACAUUGCAAACCUGUAUUAGUUCAUGUACUAUGUCUAUUGUCACACUUUCAGCAGCAGACUAGUUGCCACUAGUAGAUUUCCACAUCUGUUGUCUGUAAUAUGUCCUGUAGCAUACAAGGAUGCAAUGUGUUGUGGAAGAGUGUAGAGUCUGGGACAAUUUUGCUGGUCACAUUACAAAGCAAGCAAAAAGCUCAGAUUAGUGAGAAAGUAGCUGACACCAGAUUUGAGGUCAGUGGCCAUGUAUCUUGCUGCCAGCACACAAAAUGUCCCAGAUGUGCACAUGUUUGCACAAAUGUUCUACAUUGCCGUGUAAUACACCAUCGAACAAAAAUAAUGAAACAAUAAUAAUACUCAGAUGAAUCUGCUUCUGUCUGAGAAGACUCAAAAUUGAUGCUUAGUUUUCUAACAAGAGCUGGAGAGAAAAGUUAUGGCUACAUAGAGUAAAUAGAUAAAAAAAAUUGCUAGGAGCUUAUCUUUGAGUACCUUUCCAAGCAAAACUUUGUGAUUUAAGUGAACCAAGAGGUACCAACAAGUGUUAAAUGUUGAUUUUAACUGUUUACACAUACACAACAUUCACUAACAUUAGCCCAUGCAAUGAGACACCAGGCUUAAUUUCUGCUGCUUACUCUUUCAGCUGCAACAAUAUUGUCCAGCUUGCUUAUGUUCAGUAACAAGGACACAAUUUUAAGCGAAAAGAAAAGAAUUCUGGUGCUAUUCACUGCACACAUCUAGCUCUCUUUUCUUUUUCUUUCUACCUCUCUAUCCUUCCUCUCUAUGACUGUCUUGCUUACUCACCCCCUCCUAAUUUUUGUUCUUUUAUUUUCUCUGUAACUUGCUGGUUCAUCCUCUCUUCCAUUGGUACAUCUCAAAUUAGAACAUUGUCCAUAUUUGUUCUGAAUAGUUUACCUGUGCAUUAUUGCUUCGUCUGGACCUACUGGUAACAGAACACACACACACACAAAAACAUGCUCCAGGGCAACUUAUGCCAACUAAACACAUAGCCCAUUAGCCAGCCAUAAAGCAAAUAUUCCUGCCAAAUUUGGCUGGGAGCAGACAAACAGCAUAUUUGUGCAUAAUCAACCACCACACACACCACAAACAUGCAUAACCACUGCUCAGCUUUAUUUGUGAGAUACAACAGUCAAAACAACGCAUACUAGUACAUUUCCUGGACGUUUCAAACAGCCCCUCACUAAAUUUGGUUACAUGGUAUGUGUUUGUGGUUGAGUUCUUUUGAAUGAUGCACAUUUUAUGGCAGACCAUUAUCUUGACAAAUAACAUCUUUCAUUGCAGUUUUGUUUCUUUUUUAGUAGCGCGAUGAAUCUUGCAAUGUGUUUUUCACAAUCUUAUGCCAAUGAAAUAGAGAUGUAUGUAAUAGCAUUUCACAUUUAGCUCUAGAAGAAACCACAGCCAUAAGGAAAGAAUCCCAUGCUCCAAUUUUAAAAAAGCCUGUAUUUUCCUGAUUUGACAGCAAGAAGUAUAGUCUCAUAAUGUUUCAGAUAAAAGUUGUUCACAAACGCUUAUACAGGAGUUGAAUCAACAGACUUUGUGAUAAAUGGUUGACUUUUCUUUGUAACUGUUUCUGACAAUGUUCACUAUUCCCCGUUUGUCUGUGGUUGUAUAUUACUGUACAAUGCAAUGUUUUGAGGCAUUUGUUCUCAGGUUCUCUCCAUAGGCAGGAAUGCCACCUACAGCAGAACUAUACUGUUUUGUACAAUAUUUAUCUCUUAUAAACAUACUUCUUAUGCUGCUCUUUUCACUGUUAAAAAUGUUUUAUGUUUACCUUCUCUUACCAUUGCAUACACACUUGCAUACUCUUCUUUUCACUGUUCAAAAUGUUGUAUACACUAUUCAUCUCUCUAACACACACAUGUACACACCUCAUACUGCUCUUUUCACUGUUCAGAAUGCUGUAUACAAUAUUUAUCUCUCUAACAUAAAUACUGCUCUCUUCACUGUUCAAAAUGUGCCAGUUAUUGUAAAUUCUGUUUAUACUAGAAUGUUAACCACAGUAGUUUUAGCAUCAAUUUUCAUGUCAUUAUCGCAAAAGUUUUGAAGUUGCAGUGUAUUCCUCUGUAUAUGUACAGUUUUCUUAAGCCCUAACCUAUUUUUUAAAAUCUCUUGGAUUCUGGCCUUGCUUAGUGAAGGAUGGAGAAGCAUUAAAGAGGGAAUGCUCUCAUGUUGCAAGUUU
This is a messenger RNA of Pomacea canaliculata, 5149 nucleotides long. RefSeq names its product protein regulator of cytokinesis 1-like. NCBI's taxonomy places the organism in Eukaryota, Metazoa, Mollusca, Gastropoda, Architaenioglossa, Ampullariidae. Gene Ontology annotation, biological process: mitotic spindle midzone assembly; microtubule cytoskeleton organization. The record is from RefSeq and is a predicted model, not a curated record. The transcript is spliced from 13 exons. Gene Ontology annotation, molecular function: microtubule binding. Bases 112 to 2034 code for a protein of 640 amino acids. Gene Ontology annotation, cellular component: cytoplasm; spindle; mitotic spindle midzone.